AUGGAACGCAAAUAUAUGAAUCUAGGGCAUAUUGGUCAGUGCUUAAUUAAAAAUAACGACGUACGUGCCUCAGGCCGUAAAUUAACAUUCAAGAUAUUAAAGACAAUGUCUAUUUUUGACCAAUUUCGAGAUAUUGAACCUGAUCGCAUCCGCAAUAGCAUAGUAUCAAUUAUUGCAGGAUUUUUAUUUGCAUUAGGCUGGUGGAUAGCAAUUGACGCAGCCGUGCUUUUCGCCGAAAACAAUUCCUUACCUAAUGCAUAUCAUACAGCUGGAGUAUUCAGCACCAUCGCUUUCAUAUUAAUUAACAGUGUUCCUAACGGAGUGUUGAGAGAUGAAUUUUCAGACAGUCGUAUCGGUCGUCGUGGAGCACUUAUAUGCCUAUUUUUCGCUUUCUCAAUGGCAUUUAGUAGUACAAUAGCUGCAUGUUGGAUAUUGUUUGGAGGUUAUAUCGCUGUAGGUAAAACACCAGUAUGGCCAGGUGUAGCUAUACUAUUACAAAAUCUACUAAUUUGUAUAUCGUCAAUUUUAUUCAAAUUUGGCAGAAAAGAACUUAGUGAUUUCUAA
Messenger RNA from Schistosoma spindalis, 564 nucleotides. NCBI's taxonomy places the organism in Eukaryota, Metazoa, Platyhelminthes, Trematoda, Strigeidida, Schistosomatidae. The record is from the annotation of a GenBank genome assembly.